AAGUGGUUGCGAGCACAGUAUCAAGCAAGUCGCAACGUGUGUUGCACAGUGUCCGUAUAUAAACUGCAUAUAACGAUACGUUCUGAAUCUACAAUUGGAAAUAUUCAGUUCAACUUAUUCUCAAUGGAUAAUAGCUUUUCUCAGUGGCGAGAGGGCAAUGUUUCUUCAUCCAAAAACAAAUUGCCACUCGAUUCUUUUGAGGUUCCGGACAGCGACGAUGAAGGCAAUGUCACGAACAGCAGCAACGCACAAGGACAUUGUGUACUUGAAUCAAGCGACGACGACACAAACGGUCUCGAAGACUCAAGGUCGUCCACGGAAGCCAGGAAUAAGAAUAGACGUAACGCACAUCGUUUGACUAACAGUGCAGAUUGUUCAAUCACAUCCAGUGAAAAUGACCCCCAGAUCUCCAGCGAAGUACUCGAUGAAAGUAGUUCGGACUCAGACAUACCAAUUUAUACGAAGAAGCGUGGCGCAAAAAAAAUACUUGACGAUACCUACGAAGAAAUAGCAGACUCGUCUGAAACACAAGGCAAACAGAUUCGGCCUAUUUCCGUGACUCCUGACAGCUCUUAUACGGAAACGAGCCCUUCAAGUGUAAACCACUCUGAUCGUGAUGAUAGUGUGUCUUUACUUGAAGAAGACGAUUAUUUAUUACUGUCAUCUAAAGCUGAUGCAAAGAAGAACAGCAAAUCUGAAUUUAAUGAGAGUGGCCGUUUGCCAUCCGUUCCAUCCGUUGAAUUAAACAAAAACACAGUUGCACACUUGGAGCAGAAAGAAUUUGGUAAGGCUUGGCCUGAAGAUAAAGAUGAAGAUGAAAAUUAUAUAAGUAUUUCCGAUGUCUCAAACACCACUGACACAUCUAAUAAUACGGAUGUUCACGAUGUCAACCUCGUAUCUAAUUCAAGUGCCAGCAGCUUGUCUGCAUUAAAUUCUAAUUCGGAGAAUGUUGCCACAGUUCUUUCUCUUAUUAAAAAUGAGGUUGGUGUAGGCAACAUUGAUCCCUUUGUUGCACAAAAGCGAGCCAUACUGACUUGUAAUAUAGAAAAGGUUCAGAGUCAAUUGGCAAAAUCAAAGCUGGUGCUUCAUACCUUGAACAUCGAUCUGCUCCCAGAUAAAGGUGAAAAAUUGCGACGGAGUAUUGAUAAGGAUGAAGCACAACUCCAAAAGUUGUCAGAAGAAUUGGAAUCUCUUCCAAAGAUAGGCACACCCAAGCCCUCCAAACCAGCACAAGGAUUCCUUUCUUCUUUUCCACAUUCGGUCAAAAACCUUGUCGAUCCAAUGGAAGUUAAACCACUUGGCCAAAAAGCUCUUGCAACGCAAGAAAGAGAACAAUCUUUAACUGUAGAGAGGCUGGCAGAUCUUCAUGGAUCAUUGAAUGCUCGUCCAAGUGAAGAUGAGCGAGCUCAAGAUCCAAAAGGUCUAAAAAUUUCCUUGAUGCCGCAUCAACAACACGCUCUCGCAUGGCUUCUUUGGAGAGAAAAGCAAAAACCCCCUGGUGGAAUUUUAGCUGAUGAUAUGGGUCUGGGUAAAACCCUGACAAUGAUUUCUCUGAUUAUAUCAACUUUAACGGAUGUAGAUUCACGUGAUGAUAAUGAAGACGAUGAUGACAUGUGGCUACAACGUAAAAAGACCAUUCAACCUAAUGGUGGUACUUUGGUGGUGUGCCCUGCCUCGCUUCUUUCUCAAUGGGAAAGUGAAAUAAAAAAACGUGUCAAACGAGGUAUACUAUCAGUUGAAUUGUAUCAUGGAAUUAACAGAGAAAAUGUACCAAGACGUUUGGCCAGGAACGAUGUAGUUAUCACUACUUAUAAUUUAAUUAGCAGAGAUUAUAAGGUCAACGCUACGUCCAUCCUCUACAAGAUCAAUUGGAAAAGAAUUAUUCUCGAUGAGGCUCACAUAGUACGUAAUCAUAAAAGCCAGGCAUCAGAAGCGGUAUGCAAUCUCUGCGGGCGCUAUCGUUGGGCUUUGACUGGUACACCUAUACAAAACAAGGAAUUAGAUCUUUAUGCUCUUUUGAAGUUCCUAAAAUGUUCACCAUUCGAUGACCUACGUGUUUGGAAGCGGUGGGUGGAUAACAAGAAUGCUGCUGGGCAGGAAAGACUAGCUACUGUGAUGAAAACUCUGAUGCUACGCAGAACUAAAGUUGAAUUACAGGCUAAAGGUGGCCUUGGAUCUUUGCCAGAUAAAAAUCUGGAAGAAAUUUGCAUUAAACUGGAUCCUGAGGAGCAGUUGGUGUAUGAGAAAGUUUUGGUAUUUUCACGUACCCUCUUUGCACAGUUUUUGCAUCAGAGAGCUGAGAAAAAUCACAUGUAUGAAUUGCAUUCAGGAAAGUUUGAUGCCCCAUCAUUUCUUAAAAUGCCGAAGGAUACACAAUUCACAAAAGUACAAAAUGAGCUGUUGGCAAGACAUGCAGAUGUCAAAGCUCAUGAGAUUUUAGUUCUCCUAUUAAGAUUAAGGCAGAUCUGCUGUCACCCUGCGCUGAUACACGCCAUGUUGGAUCAAGAGGACCUGACAGCAAACGAUAUUGCUGAUGAAAAACCUGAAAGUAAUGAUGUAAUGUCUAGACUUGGAAGUUUAAGACUCGAGGAUGAUGAAAAUAUUGAUCCCAAUGAGAUUGGCGUCGAUCGGAGAGUGGUGGAAAACUUACUCACCACAAACAAUCCCGUUUUUAAUCCGGCACGACAAAGCUCCAAAUUGAGAGCCGUACUUCAUACAAUACAAGAAAUACUGGAUAAAGGUGAUAAGAUGAUAGUAGUAUCACAAUGGACCAGUAUGCUGGAAGUUGUAAGGUCUCAACUCAAAACCCUAAAUGGAGCAACUUAUGAUAUCCUGUCUGGAAAAAUUCCUGUCAAAAGUCGUCAGCACAUAGUGGAGUCUUUCAACAAAAUUGGCUCAGCACCGCAAAUACUAUUACUAUCGCUUACUGCAGGUGGAGUAGGCUUAAAUUUGGUUGGCGCUAAUCACUUACUUUUGCUUGAUAUCCAUUGGAAUCCGCAAUUGGAAGCACAAGCCCAGGAUCGAAUUUAUAGAGUUGGCCAAACGAAAAGCGUUCACAUUUACAAAUUUAUGUGUCUAGAGACAGUAGAGCAGAGGAUCAAAGCACUGCAAGAUAAGAAGCUAGAUAUAGCAAACGGAGUUUUGACAGGAGCAGGCACCGCAGCUGCCUCCAAGUUAUCGAUGGAUGACCUGAAAUCUUUGUUUAGCUUGUAAAACUGUUAUUUUGUCAAAUCCCCGCGCUGUCUAUCCUCACAUAUGUAAUUCUACAGAAAGUCGAACGAACGGUUAUUCUAAUAUGCAUCUAUUCGCUGGAAGCCAAAGUUGCGGAGUACGACUGAAGGAAAAAAUACGCCCUAUUUUAUAAUUUGAGGAAUUUUAGACCAACCUAUUUUACAUGUGAAUAUAUUUAUGUACGUAUGUGUAUAAUUAGUUAUAAGUGUAUUCGUAAAAUCUUUUAACAUAUGUUGUUGUUUCAAAGCAUUUCUA
Molecule: messenger RNA, 3486 nt
Organism: Diprion similis
Lineage: Eukaryota; Metazoa; Arthropoda; Insecta; Hymenoptera; Diprionidae
Gene: lds
Product: transcription termination factor 2
Exons: 11
Coding region: 124-3213 (1029 amino acids)
Molecular function (GO): ATP binding; ATP-dependent chromatin remodeler activity
Source: RefSeq, a predicted model, not a curated record